This is a messenger RNA of Nicotiana attenuata, 2315 nucleotides long. RefSeq names its product DEAD-box ATP-dependent RNA helicase 47, mitochondrial. Bases 212 to 1858 code for a protein of 548 amino acids. The record is from RefSeq and is a predicted model, not a curated record. Lineage: Eukaryota; Viridiplantae; Streptophyta; Magnoliopsida; Solanales; Solanaceae. The transcript is spliced from 2 exons. Gene Ontology annotation, molecular function: RNA helicase activity; RNA binding; ATP binding.
ACCUGGUUCUUAUCAGAAUGAUAAAAAUAAGGAUAUCCUUCUCUUUCGCUACGAGCAGAUUGAUAGCAGCUAAGGUGGAGAACACAAGCAUAAGAAGUCUGAUCGGUGAGGAUAGUACACUGCUUAAGAGGAUUUUGGCAUUGUAAAUAGUCAUACCAAAUUUGAGUUCUUCCUUAAGAUAGCAACUGAGAAAACAAGUGCUAGAAAAAUCAUGCCUGUUUUAGUGCUAACAAGGGCCCUCUUGUUAGUUGGUGAUUCUUUAUCUUUGAGGAAUGUUUCACAGUUUACAAGGAUAGCUCCAUUUCGAGACAAGGUCCGCUUUUUAAGUGACAGUGCAUCCCUCACUCUAGCUAGCCUUGGAUUGAAGAAUGAAGUUAAGACAGUAAGUGCAAAUGAGACAAAUAAGCUCCAGCAGGGUGUUUCAACAAUUGAGGUCCCCAAGAGCAGAGUGAAGAAAAAAGUUAGUGGCAAUAAAACAGGAUUGAUUAAGGAGAGAAACCCCAUAGAUAUAAAGACUGCACCAUUUGCUGCAGAAUCAUUUUCAGAGCUUGGCCUUCCACCUUUGUUGGUCGAAAGGCUAGAGAAGGAAGGCUUUACGGUUCCAACUGAUGUUCAGGCUGCUGCAGUUCCAACUGUUCUUAAAAAUCACGAUGUUGUGAUUCAGUCGUACACAGGUUCAGGAAAAACACUAGCUUAUGUCCUUCCCAUACUGUCUCAAGUUGGUCCAUUGAGUGGGGAGAUCUCAAAUGGCUCUGAAGCUGGGAACAAAGUGGGCAUCGAAGCAGUAAUAGUAGCUCCUUCAAGGGAACUUGGCAUGCAGAUUGUCAGGGAAGUAGAAAAGCUAUUAGGACCAGCGGACAAGAAACUAGUCCAGCAGCUUGUAGGGGGUGCAAACCGAUCGAGACAGGAGGAAGCUCUGAGGAAGAAUAAGCCUUCCAUCGUAGUGGGGACACCUGGACGGAUAGCCGAGAUUAGUGCAGCUGGAAAGCUUCCUACCCAUGGUUGUCGUUACUUGGUUUUGGAUGAAGUUGAUCAGCUCCUUGCUGUCAAUUUCCGGGAGGACAUGCAGCGGAUAUUAGACCAUGUGGGGAGAAGACCUGGUGCACGCGGGGGAGAGUCAAAUAGUCCACUUGUCAAGCGAUCUGCGCGUCAGACUAUCAUGGUGUCUGCAACAGUGCCUUUUUCAGUUAUAAGAGCAGCAAGAAGCUGGGGUUGCGAUCCACUUCUCGUUCAAGCCAAUAAAGUCGUCCCGCUUGAGUCUGUCUCUCCUUCUGGACCUGUUAAUAUCUCAGGAACACCACCUACUGCUAGUUCAAGCUCAAAUGUACAAGGUAUGCCUAGUGUUCAGAGCUUACCCCCUAAUUUGCAGCAUUAUUACACUAUUACUAGGAUACAGCACAAAGUUGAUAUGUUGAGAAGGUGUGUGCAUGCUCUGGAUGCCAAGUGUGUGAUAGCUUUUAUGAACCACACAAAACAACUAAAAGAUGCUGUCUUCAAACUAGAAGCUCGUGGUAUGAAAGCUGCAGAGUUACAUGGUGAUCUCAGCAAACUUGUAAGAUCAACUAUCUUAAAGAAGUUCAGAAAUGGGGAGGUCAGGGUGCUGCUAACAAAUGAGCUUUCAGCUAGAGGCUUGGAUUUACCUGAAUGUGAUCUUGUAGUUAAUUUGGGGUUACCUACUGACUCAGUUCAUUAUGCACAUCGAGCUGGCCGUACAGGUAGGCUUGGCCGCAAGGGCACGGUAGUGACCAUAUGUGAGGAGCCAGAAGUCUUUGUAGUGAAAAAACUGCAGAAGCAGCUUUCCCUCUCCAUUCAGGCUUGUGAAUUUUCUGACGGAAAUCUUGUCAUUACAGAAGAUUAAUCUACAUAGCACAUGCUUCUUUCAAAUUCUUACAAGUCAAAUCACUAAAGACAACUGGAUUUUGUUUACUAAUGGUGGGAGCUGGAAAUGUUGUUGCCUGCCACUACAUGUCAAUUCAGAUGAUAUUUUGGCUUCUAAAGAAUGUGCCGAGGCAGUCUACAUUGGAUCUGAUGGUAUUGUGAAGGAGUUGCUUCAACCUCUACUUAUUUAGAAUCAUAUAUGUAAGUCAUCUGAGACAAUUGUUAUUUCUAGAUAUGCCGGAUAUUAGUAAAUAGAUGCUGAAAAAUACUAUGUGAUUUAUUGUUCCUAAUGUUGCAAUGGCAACAACAGUAGGUUUUUAGCUGAACCUACUUCUUUGUUCAUCAAGGUUGUCUGUUUUGGGUAUAUGAAUGGCUAGUGUUUUAUAGUAUUGAUAAUAAUUUCGUUCCCGAUGAAGAAAAGGGAAUAUAGUCCUGUU